UGGCUACACGCCCCCAAUAGAUAGAUGAAGUCAGCGUAUAUACGAAAACGAUCAAUGCCCAGACGAGGCUAUUAUGGCUACUAUUGUUGUAUCAUGAAACUAUCUUGCUGCGCUCAUUUCAUUUACUGCUGCCGCCAGAUUGAUAGCAAUAAGACCACACACCAAUCCCGGCCAGACCAAUGAUACGGGCCCCAGCAACAAUGGAAGCAAAUAAUCCCAGACUGGAGUCCCGAGUGCCUAGCCGGCGGAGUCGCAUCCCGAUGUCAACCAGUCAGACAAAAAUGACGCUCUCCGAUGGAGCCCAUGCCUCCCCACGAGAGGAAAUCGGAUGAAACUCAAUCAGGGCU
Aspergillus welwitschiae is the source of this 347-nucleotide messenger RNA. RefSeq lists its product as uncharacterized. The transcript is spliced from 2 exons. The coding region runs from base 25 to 183 and encodes 52 amino acids. Lineage: Eukaryota; Fungi; Ascomycota; Eurotiomycetes; Eurotiales; Aspergillaceae. The record is from RefSeq and is a predicted model, not a curated record.